Bactrocera latifrons is the source of this 3540-nucleotide messenger RNA. RefSeq names its product serum response factor homolog (gene bs). The record is from RefSeq and is a predicted model, not a curated record. Bases 1248 to 2360 code for a protein of 370 amino acids. The transcript has 2 exons. Gene Ontology annotation, molecular function: protein dimerization activity; RNA polymerase II cis-regulatory region sequence-specific DNA binding; DNA-binding transcription factor activity, RNA polymerase II-specific. Lineage: Eukaryota; Metazoa; Arthropoda; Insecta; Diptera; Tephritidae. Gene Ontology annotation, biological process: positive regulation of transcription by RNA polymerase II.
UCAAGGUGGUCGCAAUAACGACAUAAACGCAUAGAUAAUUUCAUAUUUGUCUGUUACAAGCGAUAUAUUUCCGCAGUUUACGUAUUUUUUGCCACAACAAGCGAGCGUACAUAAGUGGUAAUAGCACUCCUUAUCAGUUGGCGGAACGGCGUUUGGAUUAUAGCAAUUUAUAGCAGUGGCAGCAAGUGCAGCAGCGGCAACAGCAGUAAUCAGCAAAAUAUUAACAUUUAUGGUGGAUAAUUAAAAAAGUUCUUGACCAUAAAAAGCAGUUAAACAACUUUAUCAUAAUUUGGUGAAAUUCUACAACAACCAAAAAAAAAACAAUUACUACAACACUGUGGCAACAAUUUUAUGAUAAAAUCACGCAUUUUGCAACACUGAAACAGCAUUGAAAGCAAUUGACAGCGUCAAAAGAGCUGACAGCAACAAYAACUGUGUAGAAAGCAGAGCGAUAGUGAGAGAGAGGAGGAGAGCGAGCCAUUUAUAGUUUGACAUUUGUUGAUUCUGACAAGCGUUUAGUCGCCGCAGCUAAAAGAAAUCGAAGAAAAGUAAUAGACCAAUAGUCCGGACUGCCAAAUUUUCGACGGUGCAUUCCGUUUGGAAUUUGUGUUACAUUUAGUUAAAAAAUUGGUUGAAAUUAAAAAUAGGAAUCGCAAUCUCUGCGCGACGUGCACGUUACCUGUGUGUUCCGUCGUCUUUUAAGUGUGCAAGCAAAUUGGACGAGCCACAUGCGUUAAUUUGACAGUUGCGUGCAGCUGUCUCGUCGCCUUCUUAUUGUGUGUGGUGUCCGAUUCGAUUCUAAUACGAUCCGAGAUUCCCUCAAAAAGUGUCAAAAGUGCGUUUUUGUGUUUAUUUUUGGAAUUCAAGUGUUUGCUGUUUUGUACAGGCCACAAAAGGCACCAUUAAGAGCACACACAUUCCCGUGUUUACUCUGCAUAUAUACGAAUUUGAUUCAAUUUAGUGUUGAAACGAAUGAGAAAGUGAUAUUACUAUAUAUUGAAGUGUUGAGGUUUGCAGUGACGAGCCGUKCUGUGCUGUUUGAUAUYGUCUAUUAAAGCGCAAGUGUUCCUCCUGCUAACAGCUGCCGUUUACGGCAUAUCAAAAUCCUACGGCAAUAACAACCACAGUGCCACAGCGUUUACAAGCAACCGCUUUACAAACAGCAGUUGCUGCCAAGUGUGUGUGUUCGUGUUAUUUAUUAAAGGUGUAAACAUAAAUUCGUCACGGUGGAGAACUUCUACCUUAGAAUGGAUCCUACGCGAGGUGACUCGCGCUACAACCUCAACUAUCCUAUGAGCGGCAUCGGCCUCAGUUUGGCCGAUCAAGCCGACUUAUAUGGUGGUAAUCCAGCGACUGUUAGUGCGCUUGGCGGUCGUCCACCAUCAGGUGGCCUCAUACAGCCUAUGGGUGGUGGUGCCGGUGUAGGAUUCAGUUCCCGUGCUAGCGGUCUYAUGCCCAACAGUACACAGUGUCAAUCGUUGGUUAGCGGUGCUGGCAAYAGUACAGGUGGCCAUUCAAGUCAACAGCGCGGCAUCAAACGUGCUGGUUCCGAUUGUUAUGAAGAUCAUCAUCGUAGUAGUAGUACUACGGGUAUGUCAACACAAUCGUUGCAAGGACUCGAUUGUGUUGGCGGUAGCGCGCAACAAAGUGCACAACAGCAGCAGCAACAACAACAACAGCAGCAGAGUCAAGUGAGUGGCAAUGUGCCGGAUGUGGUGGACGAUAGUUAUACUGCGUUGCAAAACAAAAAGUCACCUCCUGCUAACGGCAAGAAGACAAAAGGGCGAGUCAAAAUCAAAAUGGAAUAUAUUGAUAAUAAAUUGCGUAGAUAUACGACAUUUUCCAAACGCAAAACCGGCAUCAUGAAAAAGGCAUACGAACUGUCCACACUAACCGGCACCCAAGUGAUGCUGUUAGUCGCUUCAGAGACUGGACACGUUUACACGUUCGCCACCCGCAAACUACAACCAAUGAUCACAUCCGAGGCUGGUAAACAACUAAUACAAACAUGUCUCAACUCACCGGAUCCGCCUAGUGUGGGCGGCGGUGAUCAACGCAUGUCAGCGACUGGCUUCGAAGAGACCGAAUUAAGCUAUAACAUAGCGGACGAGGACUCAAAAGUAAGACAAUUAAUUUACGGUCAUCAUGGUCACGCCCAUCUCAGUCAUCCGCAAGCGCCUGCAUCACACUACGGACUCGAGCAGAGUAUAAUGCAAUCGCCAUAUAGCGGUGGACAACCAUCGCCACUGUCGCAUGCGCAAGCGUAUGCAACACAUGGCGGGCAUGCGCAUCACACGCAYGUGCCACAUGUGCCACAUUCGACGCACUCGCAUAUGUCGCAUACGCAUGCGCAGCGAUAGGUGUGUGUGUGUGGGUGCCAUGCCUGCCUACAAAUUGUUGGCCGUUACGAGGUCUACGUUAAACGUUAGUACUAUAUAGUAAAAAUACAGCGAAAGCAUUAUAAGCUUUUGACGAGCUUUCAUGCCUAUGAAAGCUUUUGCUGAGCUUUCAUGCCUAUGAAAGCUUGCCACAUAUGCGCAAGCGUUAGUUUAUACAUAUUUUUGUGACAAUUCAUGGUGUCAGCUGUCAACGGUCAGCUGUCAUGUCAUUACUUUUAUGAGUUAACUUAACACUUUUUCACUUUUUCAACGCGUGUACUUAAACAGUUAAACAAUUAGUUAAAAUCCAGACAUUCCAAACUGUGCCUUACAUUUUAACUACCGUUAUUUUGUUUGCAUAGUACAAAAUAGUCGUUCAUAUUCGUAAGCUUUYUCCACUACAAUUACACUUAGUUGUAUGUAACGAAUAUAAACGAAUAUGAGCAAUGAUCUCGCCUCUAAUUAGCACAUAAAUGCUCAAUAAUUUAAUAUGUUAUGAACGGUAAUAUGUAUAAUAAUAUAUAUUAAAGAAAAAAUUACAAAAAUAAAAACAAAAACGUACGAAUAUACGAAACUAGUCAUUUAUGAUGAGUUGACACGAAACUGAAAACGGUAACCAGACAAAAUCCACGGACCAACCACUCUCGUACRCACCCACUACCCACUGGUACAUACAUACAUAUCUACAAUUCUGUUCGUAAAUCUCAAGUAAGUUGAACUGUGCCAUAUUUUUAUUUCAAAUUCACAUAAAGWAGCUGAAACUGUAAACGAUGCUGCAUCGUAGUCAAGUUUCAGCACGAACUGCAUAAAUGCAGUGAAGCGCGCUUUUAGGCGCAUAGCCUUGCAUCAUUGUCCCUGCGUMUUCUCUACGUGCAAUCACAAAAACGUGUACCCCAGUGCCAUAAAUUGGAGCUUACUAUACCCAAUCUAGCAAACAAUAGCAACAACAACACAACAGUGGUUGUAGCAAACGGACGAAAAGUGCAAAAAGCGCGCAAAGUGAGCAACUAGUGAAUUGUUUUUAUUUUUUUAAUAAUUAUUUAAAGGAAAAUCUUAAACUGAAUUCAGUGCCAUUUUUGAACCAACUCGAAGGCUUUAAGUUUUCAAACGGCUAUUUGCAGAAAGUAGAAAAAGUAGCAAGCAACAAAAGUGAAAAUAAAAG